UAGUGAGACCUGAACAUGGAAAGAUCGCCACCAGCAGAAGCUGCAGCAGCAGAGGCAGUUGCCGCUGUUGAGGCAGACGUCGCAGUAGAACCUCCUGGCCAGAACAUAGAAUCAUCAUCACUAACACGAAAUAGACCGCCGCCCCGCAUCACCUUUAGCGAGAAUUCCAGUUCCCUAAUCCGCUGCAUACCCAACGAGCGUGCAACAUUAUUUGUCAAAAUCGAUUGCGAUGAGGAGGAUGAAACGGAAUUGCUGCCCUUCAAAUUCGAAUGGAGCCGUGGCGAGAUACCCAUUGAAAACUCCGAUCGCUUUCGCAUUACACAGACCAGCAAUGCUGUCCAAUUGGCUGUGGAGCAUGUGCAGCGCGAGGAUGCUGGUCAUUAUACUCUUAUCGCACGCACAAAGAGCAACGAUGUGGUGCGCCGUCAUGUCGAGCUCAUUGUCGAGGACAGAUCGAUGGGUGAAGAUCCUCCAGUGUUUGUGCGUCGCCUGGUUGAUCUGUCCGUUAAAGUGGGAACCCGAACACGCCUACUCACCGAAAUACGCAGUUCAACAGAUCUUAAGCUAACCUGGUAUCGAAACGAUCGACGAGUAUGCGAAAAUGAUCGCAUUACUGAGAUCAAUGAGGGAACAUUCCACUAUUUGGAAGUAAGCCCAGUUACCUUGGAGGAUGGUGGCCAAUGGAUGUUAAUGGCCGAGAAUUUGGGUGGACGUAAUUCAUGUUUGGGCACACUUAACGUCCUGGUGCCCAAGGCGUAUAAGACACCCGAAUUUGUCGAAGAACUACGUGCUGUAUUAACGGAGCAGGGCACCGUGUCACUCGAAUGCAAAGUGGUGGGAGUGCCUACACCACAUUUGCGCUGGUUUAAGGACUCCAAGGAAAUAAAGGCUGGUGAUAUAUUCGCUCUAACGGCUAAUGCCGAUGAUCCCACAUCGCUGGGCACAUACACAUGUGAGGCAAGGAAUUGCAUGGGCGUCACCUAUUCCAGUUCCAAGGUGCAUGUGGUCGGACGCGGUAGUCGUGAGGGUUCCCUUAAGCCGGCCGAUAAUGUCUCCAAUAAUUCACCGCCUCCGAUAUUUACGAACGAACUGCGGGACAUGAGCGUCCGCAUUGGCGAGACAAUCAUUCUCGGCUGUCAAGUGGUGGUACCACCAUGGCCGAAAAGUGUUGCUUGGUAUAACACAGAUGGACGUGUCGAAACUUCCGAUCGUUAUAAAUUAAUUGAGGAUGGUCUUGGCGUAUACAUGAUUGAGAUUAAGCCAUCAGAAUCCUGUGAUGCUGGCGAAUGGAAAUGUGUUGUUACAAGUUUUGAGGGUUGUGUGGGCAUCUCCACCAGUGUAGUCACCAUGGAUAUUCCCAAAAAUUAUCGAAAGCCUAGAUUCAUGGAGAGUCUACGUGCUGUACUUACCGAGGAGGGACUUGUUUCUUUUGAGUGCAAGGUUGUUGGUUUUCCAACUCCCGUCCUCAAAUGGUUCAAGGAUGGCCACGAGUUAAAACCUGGAGAUGUCUAUCAGUUAACCGGAACUAAUUCUUUGGGCACUUACUGCUGCAUCGCCCGUAAUUGCAUGGGAGAGACAAGCAGCACGGCCGUACUGACCGUGGAGGAUAUUCAAAAUCAAUUAACCGAUGAGGAACGUCUCGUGUUUACCCAUCAAAAUCAAGCACCAAGAUUUUUAACUGGACUAAAAAGCACCGAUGCAAAGAUCAAUGAACCUUUUCAAUUCAAAGUAGUGGUCAGAGCUUCUCCGGAUCCCGUCCUAACAUGGUUUCGCGAUGAACUGCCCAUCGAUCCGAAUGAUCGUUAUAACCAUUAUCGUGGUGAGGAUGAAGAAUGGCUUAUGGAUAUCAAAGCAGUGGAAUUUGUUGAUCAGGCUGAAUGGAAAUGCGUUGCCGUCAAUGACUUUGGCACUAGCAUCACUUCCUGUUUCCUAAAGUUGCAGAUCCCAAGACAUUAUAAGAAACCACGAUUCUUGGAAUGUCUGCGAGCCGUUCUAACUGACGAGGGUGCCGUCAAUUUGGAGUGUAAGGUCAUAGGUGUACCACAGCCUGUGCUUAAGUGGUAUAAGGAUGGGGUGGAGCUGAAACCCGGGGAUAUUCAUCGCAUUAUAUCUGGCCAAGAUGGCACCUGUUGCUUGGGUACCUACACUUGCGAGGCAAGAAACUGCAUGGGAGUGGUAGCCAGCUCCGCCUCUCUUCUUGGCUUCGAGGACGCCCAACGGAAUCAGAGUCAAAAGAAUGAGCAGCAAGUCCACGAGAACGAAUUGCAACGGAAUUUCUCGCUUUCAACCAUUCAAGAGGAGCGAACUUCGCAACUUUAUGAGACGCCGGUCGGCGACAUAACAAUCGACGAUAAGGGCGAUGUGUCCUUUUCAUUUGAUGGUAAAGAGGUUUCUGUAUCACUCUACGAAACACCCGAUCUAACCGAGGAGGAAGCUCUCAAGAUUGUUGAAAUGUAUGCCGAUCAAAUAUCAGAGCAUGUAACAGAACACAAUAUUGUCGAAUUGCCGCCACUGCGUUUCGUUAAAGAGACCUCCCAAUCGGGUAAACUUUUAAUGGAGGCGGUGGUUAUCGACAUAGCACCAGAGUAUUUCAGCCACGAAGAUGAUCUAAGAACAGAGGCCGAUAUGGAUGAUAUUUCCAUUACAGAAAUUACUGUGCAUGGCUCAUCUGGUCGAGAUGGAGUUGGAUUAAUCGACAGGGAAACGCAGCAAUAUGUCCAGGAAUCGUUUGAGAAAAUGGAGGAAGAGCUAUCCUUGUCGGCCCCUGUAGCCCGUAAACGCAAAAAGUCAAGGCCAACUGAGACGGAAGAAUUUUUCAGCCUCUCCAAGGCAUCGGGAAGUCAAGGUGAUGAAGAGGAAACGUCGGACUUGCAAACUUUCGCCAGUGCCCAAAUGUCCACAUCCCAUAAUCAGAAGCAAGUAUCAGCCAAAUCAGAGCAGGAGCAUGAUCACGAAACAUUGGCAGCGCCAAAGCGCAAAAAAUCCAAGAAACCUUCUGACACUGACUCUUCAAAGACUACCGAGGAUGAAGCUCGCUUGCAGGAUAUUUCAGGGGCAGUAGGCGAUGGUCUUUUGAUGUCACCAGCCGCACAUUUAAAAGCAAUUACCGAUGAAUCAGAGAUCAAUAGAAAUCUUAUAGCUCUUGUGCCGCUAGCCAAAUUAUUGAAGGUGAUAGAGAAUCAUCUAACAGUUGUUGAGCAUGAGGUAUUGGAUCAAUCAACCAUGAUGAUGACACCAGCUGCUGCGGAUCAAAGCAUUGCUAUUAUACGAAACAUUGUGGAGCCGAUUAAGCAAAUUGAGUCAAAACUACGCGUUUAUUCAGGCGAGACUCAAAUCGAUGCUCUCAUUCAAUCUAUGGACGAUGAUAUACGCAGGUUACACAUGGGUCUGCAGGUGAUAGAAAAAUGUGUGGAAAUAGACGAAACUGGAGCCACACUUAUCCAACGGACUAGUGUCUGCAUUAUUGACACUGUAGGCGAACAGAUGAAAAGAGCACUCGAAGAACUGAAAAUUGUGAGCAAAAAAUUCCAUUCGGAAAGUUUAAGGGCACAAAUUGAAUUGACUGCUGAUGAUAUUCAACAAGGUUUGGAAAUCACUCAAGGCACCAUUAAAUCGCAGGCUCUAUUACAAGAGGCCCAAGAUCUUGAGGCUGCCCAGCAUUUUACGGAGACAGUGGAGAAAAUGCAGCAGGAUACCAACGAGUCAAUGUCUUUUGCUACCAUAUCUGAGGCAAAUUUACCCAGUGAGGCUAGCGCUUUAAAAGAGAUCUGCCAGCCGGUGGCUAAAAUACAAGAGGCCUUAGAACGCGUUGAGAUGGAACUCUCACUUGAAGAGUCUGAAGAAGAAAUUUACAAAAAGGUGCAUCAAAAAGUACUUGAAAGCAUUGUGGAGCCCAUCAGGGAACUACAAAGCACACUUCAUUCCAUCGAGGAUAAAACGGAAUCUCUGGCUGGCACCGAGUCCAUGGAACAAAAGAUUAAUAUGGCGAUUUUGGACAUUGUGACACCACCACUUUUUGAGCUCAACAAAGGAUUGGAAGUGAUACUCAACGAAAAGUCCGACAGCGUAGAGGGAGGCAUGUUAACAGUUAGCACAGUGGAAUCGAUGGUUCCACCUUUGCAAGAGAUUCAAAACGGUCUGGCCCAACUAGGACAGGAUUUGGAAAGUUCCGGGGGCCAGGCAGCAUUAAUGGCACAUGAGGAUGUCAUACAAAACUUAACCGAACCAUCGCUGGAUGUGGCUGAUACCCAAAAACUAUUACAAUCAAUUGCUCAAGCUGUUUUGCAUUUCGAGACAAAUAUCGAACGAAUUUCUCCACGCCUUUCGGCGAAUGUCAAGAUACGCCUGCAGAAUCUUAAGGAUGAACUGUCUGCCCUUAUUGGUACAAUUUUAGAUAAGGACAUCACUCGCCAUCAUGUGGAGCUUCUCGAGCAAUUAAAGAGUCCCAUUGACGAGUUAAACUACUGCAUUCGCCAAACGGAAGUGAAGUCUAUGACAGGUUCACUAGCAGACCUAAUUGAACCCUUGAGUAUGCUGCAAGAAAAUACACAGAAAGGACAUGGCUUAAUGCUAACAGCCCGCGAGCCUGACAAGCAAUCCCUUCAGACUCUAGAAAAUAUACGCAGCAUCAUCCGAAAUGCAGUUAUAGACAUUGAGGAGCAUGAAUUCAAGAUUCUACAACAGGAGAUUCAACAGGACGAAGAACAGGCUUCGCAGCAGCAGCACGAUAAAUCGUUUAGUGCUCUAAGAAAGGCUCUUGAAACAAAGGUCUCUUUGGAAGAAGCCAUUGACAAUAUGGAAACGCUGCAAUUGGCUCUAAAUCAAAUUAACGAGAACACUAAGGCCGCUGAGCAGGUCAAGAAAUCAGCAACGGAAGCACAAGUAUCUUUGUUGCAUAUUCUGCAGAUUGCCAAAAAUUUGGCCACUUUCAGUGAGGCAGAGACCACACUUAAUCCACACGAAGCGAAUACAACCCGAAUCUUAUUUGAAUGUGCCAAAAGUUUUGCGGAUUUGGCAAAAUCUUUGGGAAGUCCAAUCCAAGAAGUUGGCUGUGAAUUUAAGCAAGUUCUAAGUCAAUUCUGCGAGAUUGUAGGCCAACAGAAGAAAGCAAGCGAUGAGAAGUUAUCCGUUGAUGGACCUCUUGCUAGUCUUAUUCAAGCUUUGGAGCAUUUAGAGCAACCUUUGAAGGAAUCGACGUCUGUGGAAGAUUUGUCUACAUUGGAUGAUAUCUCUGUACUUAAGUCGAUUGCUGAAUCGUUGCCAACCGAGCCAGAAAUUGAGUUGCCCGCUGCGACUGAAAAGCCAUCACUUACAGCUGAUGUUUUGCUCUCUGACCUGAACCAUGGUAUUUCGGCUGUUCUCUCACACUGCGAAGAUAUCGAUGUGACUUCCAUGGUUGGCCCCAGCGCCCAGCAAGUACAUGCCGCCAUUAUCAAGAUGCAAGACCUCCAGAAUAGUAUUGCUCUCGUACACGAAACCAAUAUUGCUGAAACAGCCCACUCCUUGUCCUCAGAGUCAGGUAGUCACCAAGGAACGUUUGCCGAGGCUUUAUGCAGUUUGGAACGUUGCGUUCUGCACGUGGAAGAAUGUAUAGCCCAAAGUGGUCUGGAUGAAAUCAGUGAACUAGAACUAUCGAAAUUAAAGGCAUUGGCCACCCCACUAAAAGAUGUAAGGCAAUAUUGCGAGCAGAUUUAUAACCAAGUUUUAGAUCACGCCAUUGAUAUGUCUACGCAAGAAGAUAUUUCACAACUUAAAACAAGCGGCCAAAAGCAAACAGAACAAAUUGGCGCUGAAGAAAAAGCUGAGGUACAACAGGAACCUCUGGUUGAAGUAUUUGACAUACAACAGGGUGUUGCCAGUGGCAUUAAACAAUUGCAAGCAUGCCUGGAGGUAACACAAACAACUAACACCGAAGAGCUUCAUCAAGUCAGCCAAAUAAUGAAACAGCUUAAAUCCGAUUUGGAGAGCAUUCAGACAACACUUAUUUCAAAUACUGAUGAACAGGAAACUGUUCUGGCGCAGGCGAAAAUAGCGGGCACCAUGUUUAAGCUGAAGGAGAGUCUUGUGCAUACAUAUGAAUCAGGAUUGGUUGAUUCUCUGGAGACGGUAGAAAGUGCAUUUGAGGAUAUUUUGCUUUCACUUCCCAUUUUGGAGUCGCAAUUAGCGCAAGAGAUGUUUGCGAAAAUCGAAAAAUCAUUAAAUGUCUUCAACAUGAAUUGUCAGCAUUACGACACAGUCGAUCAAACACAUCAAUUGGUUAGGCUGAAAGGGCCAUUUGAUUCGCUGUUACAGUCUAUUAAGACAUUGGCAAUGCAGGCAACUGUUGAUAUUGAUAAGUCAUCAAUAGUCAUUGUGAAUCUUCAGUCGAAUCUGAUGUCUGCCUUUAGAGCUUUAAAUGAGGUCAGUGAGAAAGCGGAUAAUGAUAUCUCCGUUGGUCUUCUAAAAACUCAGAGUAGUCUGGUCGCUGUCUUUGACUUUAUUGAAAACAAUGAAUGCACAAUUCGUAUAAUUGAAUUACUACAGGAAAUAGAUGCGAUCACAACGGAGCUUAACACUUUAUCCUUGGUUCCCGUAGAGCCAACAGUGCCUAUCGAUAUUGGCGUAAUUAUUGAAAACGUCUCUUCUGGCAAAGCAUUUCUAACAGAACUUGAGGAAGGACUGAAAAACGAUAAUCCCUUAAGUGUUCUUCUUCUUAAUGAAAACAGCGAGGACAUUGGUCAGUUAGAGGCGACCUUGAUUCAGAUUGAGAAUGAAAUCCUCUCCCAACCUCAACUCAAUCAAAUAACUCCAAAGCAAUUUGCGCUUAUUGAAACUCUUCAAACACAACUAAACAUCUUCCAAGAAAAAUUAAACUAUCUAAAUACAUCAUCCAGUGAAUCCGUCUUGGCCACAGAUGAAGAGCUCUUGCAAUCAAGUUCUGAAGCUAUUGAUGCUCAUAAUCAGGAUAAGCAAAAGGCAUUUGUUAAACCACCUAAUGAAGAUCAGCAACUACAGCAAGACACAAAGAUCGAAAAUCUUGCUAAGAUAUCCAAACAAAAAGUUAUAGCAGAAGCGCAACAACCCGACGAACCCGAAAAUAAAAAACCCAAGAUAAUAGACAAAGAAUCUACCGAUGAAGAGAUCCAUACAGAGAAACGGAAAAAAGUGAACAAAGAACAAAUUUCUGAACAAGUCGCAGAAUCAGAUAAGACGAAAAAGCUUCAAGAGAAGGAAAAGAAACUGGAGAAAACCAAAGAAGCUGAAAAGGCGGUUCACCCAAGCGAAGUAUCUGAAGCUUCAAUCGAAACUAGUUCCGAUCAAAAUCUUCAAGUACUACCUGAAGCAAUAGUACAAGAAGAAAAUAAAACAAUUCUAGAAAUUAAAGAGAUCCAAGAAAUUUUGUCGGAAAAAUUCGAAGACUUAUCAAAAGGUUUGGCGGCGUCGUCCUGUAAGGAUGAAGUACAGUCCAUUCUAAAGGAAACAAAAGAUACAAUCGAGAGCCUCGAAAAUGGAGAUAAAGUAGCUAAGGCCAUAUUUAAAUUAAAAGAGCAUAUAGUUCAUACUUAUGAUGGUAGGCCUCUAGACGAACAAAAUGAUAGAGAAGCUGUGGAGGCCUUCAUCGAAUCGCUUCUCGAGUUCUGUCCGGAUGCGUCAAAGCAACUAAUACACAACUAUGUGAAGGAAAUAAAGACAAAUAUCAUUCUAACAAAAGCAGCCAUUCAGCUAAUUAAUGAAAGCGAAAUGUUUUUGAAGCCUUCCUUAUUGAUCCCGAAACUCGUUAAUUUGGAACAUAUAUCGGAUGAAACACAAUCAAAAUUGCAACUGGAUAAGUCAUCUGAAAAAAUGAUUAACUUGCAGCAGAAUCUAAUGGACAUUUUCAUUAUCCUUGAUGACUUGUUAGAUGAAAAAACUGAUAAGUUAAGACCCCAAAUUGAAGACGCAAAAACAGCUUUGCUUAAAGAGUACGACUAUAUUGAAAAGAAGGAAGGUAAACUUAAUACUGCCAUCAUACAGGAACAAAUUUUUAUUAUUACACAGAAAAUGUUGAACAUUUCGGAAGAAUUACAAGAGCUAAUAGCCAGUCAAACUGAUGCCGAAGAAACGGCAAAAGAUGUUGUUGAUAAUGCUGCACUCACUCUUUUAGAGAAGGAAUCAGCUCAAGAUUUAAACCAAGAUAUUCAAAAGAAACAGGGGGACGAUACGAAAACGGUCGAAGAUAUUAUGGUUGAAAAGUCACCUGAAAAGAAAGAAGAAGAAGCAGAGAAACCUGGCAUAGAGGAUUCCGCAAAGACCUUGGAAAAGAAAUCUCUGGUAGAAGAGGAACUUGAUGCGAAGAAACAGAAGCAAGCCGAAAAAGAUGCCGAGAAGAAGACUCAACACGAAGGCUCCGAAGUUGUUGCCGAAAAGAUAACUCAAGAAAAAGUAGAAGCGAUACAGAAACCUGGCGUAAAAGAUUCCGAAGCUGAAGCUCAAAAUGCCAAGGCUUUGGAAAAGAAAUCCCUGGAACAAAAGGAACUGAAUGCGAAGAAACAGAAGCAAGCCGAAAAAGAUGCCGAGAAGAAGGCUGAACAAGGCGAAGUUUCUGAAGUUGUUGCCGAAAAGAUAACUGAAGAAAAAGUGGAAGCGACACAGAAACCUGGCGUAAAAGAUUCGGAAGCUGAAGCUCAAAAUGCUAAGCCCUUGGACAAGAAAUCCCUAGAACAAAAGGAACUGGAUGCGAAGAAACAGAACCAAGCCGAAAAAGAUGCCGAGAAGAAAGCUCAACAAGGCGAAGUUUCCGAAGUUGUUGCCGAAAAGAUAACUGAAGAAAAAGUGGAAGAGACACAGAAAUCUAGCGUAAAGGAUUCGGAAGCUGAAGCUCAAAAUGCCAAGGCCUUGGAGAAGAAAUCCCUGGAACAAAAGAAACUGGAUGCGAAGAAACAGAAGCAAGCCGAAAAAGAUGCCGAGAAGAAAGCUCAACAAGGCGAAGUUUCCGAAGUUGUUGCCGAAAAGAUAACUGAAGAAAAAGUGGAAGAGACACAGAAAUCUAGCGUAAAGGAUUCGGAAGCUGAAGCUCAAAAUGCCAAGGCCUUGGAGAAGAAAUCCCUGGAACAAAAGAAACUGGAUGCGAAGAAACAGAAGCAAGCCGAAAAAGAUGCCGAGAAGAAGGCUCAACAAGGCGAAGUUUCCGAAGUUGUUGCCGAAAAGAUAACUGAAGAAAAAGUGGAAGAGACACAGAAACCUAGCGUAAAGGAUUCGGAAGCUGAAGCUCAAAAUGCCAAGGCCUUGGAGAAGAAAUCCCUGGAACAAAAGGAACUGGAUGCGCAGAAACAGAAACAAGCCGAAAAAGAUGCCGAGAAGAAGUCUCAACAAGGCGAAGAAUCCGAAGUUGUUGCCGAAAAGAUAACUGAAGAAAAAGUGGAAGAGACACAGAAACCUAGCGUAAAGGAUUCGGAAGCUGAAGCUCAAAAUGCCAAGGCCUUGGAGAAGAAAUCCCUGGAACAAAAGGAACUGGAUGCGAAGAAACAGAAGCAAGCCGAAAAAGAUGCCGAGAAGAAGGCUCAACAAGGCGAAGUUUCCGAAGUUGUUGCCGAAAAGAUAACUGAAGAAAAAGUGGAAGAGACACAGAAACCUAGCGUAAAGGAUUCGAAAGCUGAAGCUCAAAAUGCCAAGGCCUUGGAGAAGAAAUCCCUGGAACAAAAGGAACUGGAUGCGAAGAAACAGAAGCAAGCCGAAAAAGAUGCCGAGAAGAAGGCUCAACAAGACGAAGUUUCCGAAGUUGUUGCCGAAAAGAUAACUGAAGAAAAAGUGGAAGAGACACAGAAACCUAGCGUAAAGGAUUCGGAAGCUGAAGCUCAAAAUGCCAAGGCCUUGGAGAAGAAAUCCCUGGAACAAAAGGAACUGGAUGCGAAGAAACAGAAGCAAGCCGAAAAAGAUGCCGAGAAGAAGGCUCAACAAGGCGAAGUUUCCGAAAUUGUUGCCGAAAAGAUAACUCAAGAAAAAGUGGAAGAGACACAGAAACCUAGCGUAAAGGAUUCGGAAGCUGAAGCUGAAAAUGCCAAGGACUUGGAGAAUAUAUCUCUGAAAGAAGAGAAAUUGGAUGCAAAAAAACAGAAAGCUUCUAUUGAAGAGACUUCCGCUGAAAAAAAACAAGAAUCCUUAGAUUCAAAACCCAACGAAGCUUCAAUACAAGAAGAAAAAGAGCAUAUUCUAAAAACUAAAGAGAUUAAAGUAAUUUUGUCGGAAAAGUUCAAAGACUUAUCAAAAGGUUUGGCGUCGUCAUCAUGUAACGAAGAGCUUCAGUCCAUUCUAAAGGAAACAAAAGAUGCAAUCGACAACCUGGAAAAUGGAGAAAAAACAGCUAAGGCCAUAUUUAAAUUAAAAGAGCAUAUAGUUCACACUUAUGAUGGUAAGCCUCUAGAAGAACAAACUGAUAGAGAAGCUGUGGAGGCCUUCAUCGAAUCGCUUCUCGAGUUCUGUCCGGAUGCGUCAAAGCAACUAAUACACAACUAUGUGAAGGAAAUAAAGACAAAUAUCAUUCUAACAAAAGCAGCCAUUCAGCUAAUUAAUGAAAGCGAAAUGUUUUUGAAGCCUUCCUUAUUGAUCCCGAAACUCGUUAAUUUGGAACAUAUAUCGGAUGAAACACAAUCAAAAUUGCAACUGGAUAAGUCAUCUGAAAAAAUGAUUAACUUGCAGCAGAAUCUAAUGGACAUUUUUAUUAUCCUUGAUGACUUGUUAGAUGAAAAAACUGAUAAGUUAAGACCCCAAAUUGAAGACGCAAAAACAGCUUUGCUUAAAGAGUACGACUAUAUUGAAAAGAAGGAAGGUAAACUUAAUACUGCCAUCAUACAGGAACAAAUUUUUAUUAUUACACAGAAAAUGUUGAACAUUUCGGAAGAAUUACAAGAGCUAAUAGCCAGUCAAACUGAUGCCGAAGAAACGGCAAAAGAUGUUGUUGAUAAUGCUGCACUCACUCUUUUAGAGAAGGAAUCAGCUCAAGAUUUAAACCAAGAUAUUCAAAAGAAACAGGGGGACGAUACGAAAACGGUCGAAGAUAUUAUGGUUGAAAAGUCACCUGAAAAGAAAGAAGAAGAAGCAGAGAAACCUGGCAUAGAGGAUUCCGCAAAGACCUUGGAAAAGAAAUCUCUGGUAGAAGAGGAACUUGAUGCGAAGAAACAGAAGCAAGCCGAAAAAGAUGCCGAGAAGAAGACUCAACACGAAGGCUCCGAAGUUGUUGCCGAAAAGAUAACUCAAGAAAAAGUAGAAGCGAUACAGAAACCUGGCGUAAAAGAUUCCGAAGCUGAAGCUCAAAAUGCCAAGGCUUUGGAAAAGAAAUCCCUGGAACAAAAGGAACUGAAUGCGAAGAAACAGAAGCAAGCCGAAAAAGAUGCCGAGAAGAAGGCUGAACAAGGCGAAGUUUCUGAAGUUGUUGCCGAAAAGAUAACUGAAGAAAAAGUGGAAGCGACACAGAAACCUGGCGUAAAAGAUUCGGAAGCUGAAGCUCAAAAUGCCAAGGUCUUGGAGAAGAAAUCCCUGGAACAAAAGGAACUGGAUGCGCAGAAACAGAAACAAGCCGAAAAAGAUGCCGAGAAGAAGUCUCAACGAGGCGAAGAAUCCGAAAUUGUUGCUGAAAAGAUAACUGAAGAAAAAGUGGAAGAGACACAGAAACCUAGCGUAAAGGAUUUGGAAGCUGAAGCUCAAAAUGCUAAGGCCUUGGAGAAGAAAUCCCUGGAACAAAAGGAACUGGAUGCGAAGAAACAGAAGCAAGCCGAAAAAGAUGCCGAUCCGAAGGCUGAACAAGGCGAAGUUUCUGAAGUUGUUGCCGAAAAGAUAACUGAAGAAAAAGUGGAAGCGACACAGAAACCUGACGUAAAAGAUUCGGAAACUGAAGCUCAAAAUGCCAAGGCCUUGGAGAAAAAAUCCCUGGAACAAAAGGAACUGGAUGCGAAGAAACAGAAGCAAGCCGAAAAAGAUGCCGAGAAGAAGGCUGAACAAGGCGAAGUUUCCGAAGUUGUUUCCGAAAAGAUAACUGAAGAAAAAGUGGAAGAGACACAGAAACCUAGCGUAAAGGAUUCGGAAGCUGAAGCUCAAAAUGCCAAGGCCUUGGAGAAGAAAUCCCUGGAUCAAAAGGAACUGGAUGCGAAGAAACAGAAGCAAGCCGAAAAAGAUGCCGAGAAGAAGGCUGAACAAGGCGAAGUUUCCGAAGUUGUUGCCGAAAAGAUAACUGAAGAAAAAGUGGAAGAGACACAGAAACCUAGCGUAAAGGAUUCGGAAGCUGCAGCUCAAAAUGCCAAGGCCUUGGAGAAGAAAUCCCUGGAUCAAAAGGAACUGGAUGCGAAGAAACAGAAGCAAGCCGAAAAAGAUGCCGAGAACAAGGCUCAACAAGGCGAAGUAUCCGAAGUUGUUGCCGAAAAGAUAACUGAAGAAAAAGUGGAAGAGACACAGAAAUCUAGCGUAAAGGAUUCGGAAGCUGAAGCUCAAAAUGCCAAGGCCUUGGAGAAGAAAUCCCUGGAACAAAAGAAACUGGAUGCGAAGAAACAGAAGCAAGCCGAAAAAGAUGCCGAGAAGAAGUCUCAACAAGGCGAAGAAUCCGAAGUUGUUGCCGAAAAGAUAACUGAAGAAAAAGUGGAAGAGACACAGAAAUCUAGCGUAAAGGAUUCGGAAGCUGAAGCUCAAAAUGCCAAGGCCUUGGAGAAGAAAUCCCUGGAACAAAAGGAACUGGAUGCGAAGAAACAGAAGCAAGCCGAAAAAGAUGCCGAGAAGAAGGCUCAACAAGGCGAAGUUUCCGAAGUUGUUGCCGAAAAGAUAACUGAAGAAAAAGUGGAAGAGACACAAAAACCUAGCAUAAAGGAUUCGGAAGCUGAAGCUCAAAAUGCUAAGGCCUUGGAGAAGAAAUCCCUGCAACAAAACGAACUGGAUGCGAAGAAACAGAAGCAAGCCGAAAAAGAUGCCGAGAAGAAGGCUCAUCAAGGCAAAGUUUCCGAAGUUGUUGCCGAAAAGAUAACUGAAGAAAAAGUGGAAGAGACACAGAAACCUAGCGUAAAGGAUUCGGAAGCUGAAGCUCAAAAUGCCAAGGCCUUGGAGAAGAAAUCCCUGGAACAAAAGGAACUGGAUGCGCAGAAACAGAACCAAGCCGAAAAGGAUGCCGAGAAGAAAGCUCAACAAGGCGAAGUUUCCGAAGUUGUUGCCGAAAAGAUAACUGAAGAAAAAGUGGAAGAGACACAGAAAUCUAGCGUAAAGGAUUCGGAAGCUGAAGCUCAAAAUGCCAAGGCCUUGGAGAAGAAAUCCCUGGAACAAAAGAAACUGGAUGCGAAGAAACAGAAGCAAGCCGAAAAAGAUGCCGAGAAGAAGUCUCAACAAGGCGAAGAAUCCGAAGUUGUUGCCGAAAAGAUAACUGAAGAAAAAGUGGAAGAGACACAGAAAUCUAGCGUAAAGGAUUCGGAAGCUGAAGCUCAAAAUGCCAAGGCCUUGGAGAAGAAAUCCCUGGAACAAAAGGAACUGGAUGCGAAGAAACAGAAGCAAGCCGAAAAAGAUGCCGAGAAGAAGGCUCAACAAGGCGAAGUUUCCGAAGUUGUUGCCGAAAAGAUAACUGAAGAAAAAGUGGAAGAGAAACAGAAACCUAGCAUAAAGGAUUCGCAAGCUGAAGCUCAAAAUGCCAAGGCCUUGGAGAAGAAAUCCCUGGAACAAAAGGAACUGGAUGCGAAGAAACAGAAGCAAGCCGAAAAAGAUGCCGAGAAGAAGGCUCAACAAGGCGAAGUAUCCGAAGUUAUUGCCGAAAAGAUAACUGAAGAAAAAGUGGAAGAGACACAGAAACCUAGCGUAAGGGAUUCGAAAGCUGAAGCUCAAAAUGCCAAGGCCUUGGAGAAGAAAUCCCUGGAACAAAAGGAACUGGAUGCGAAGAAACAGAAGCAAGCCGAAAAAGAUGCCGAGAAGAAAGCUCAACAAGGCGAAGUUUCCGAAGUUGUUGCCGAAAAGAUAACUGAAGAAAAAGUGGAAGAGACACAGAAACCUAGCGUAAAGGAUUCGGAAGCUGAAGCUCAAAAUGCCAAGGCCUUGGAGAAGAAAUCCCUGGAACAAAAGGAACUGGAUGCGAAGAAACAGAAGCAAGCCGAAAAAGAUGCCGAGAACAAGGCUCAACAAUGCGAAGUUUCCGAAGUUGUUGCCGAAAAGAUAAUUGAAGAAAAAGUGAAAGAGACACAGAAACCUAGCGUAAAGGAUUCGGAAGCUGAAGCUCAAAAUGCCAAGGUCUUGGAGAAGAAAUCCCUGGAACAAAAGGAACUGGAUGCGGAGAAACAGAAACAAGCCGAAAAAGAUGCCGAGAAGAAGUCUCAACAAGGCGAAGUUUCCGAAGUUGUUGCCGAAAAAAUAACUGAAGAAAAAGUGGAAAAGACACAGAAACCUAGCGUAAAGGAUUCGGAAGCUGAAGCUCAAAAUGCCAAGGCCUUGGAGAAGAAGUCCCUGGAACAAAAGCAACUGGAUGCGAAGAAACAGAAUCAAGCCGAAAAAGAUGCCGAGAAAAAGGCUCAACAAGGCAAAGUAUCCGAAGUUGUUGCGGAAAAGAUAACUGAAGAAAAAGUGGAAGCGACACACAAAUCUGGCGUAAAAGAUUCGGAAGCUGAAGCUGAAAAUGCCAAGGCCUUGGAGAAGAAAUCCCUGGAACAAAAGGAACUGGAUGCGCAGACACAGAAUCAAGCCAAAAAAGAUGCGGAGAAGAAAGCUCAACAAGGCGAAAUUUCCGAAGUUGUUGCCGAAAAGAUAACUGAAGAAAAAGUGGAAAAGACACAGAAACCUAGCGUAAAGGAUUCGGAAGCUGAAGCUCAAAAUGCCAAGGCCUUGGAGAAGAAAUCCCUGGAACAAAAGGAACUGGAUGCGAAGAAACAGAAGCAAGCCGAAAAAGAUGCCGAGAACAAGGCUCAACAAGGCGAAGUUGUUGCCAAAAAAAAAAUAACUCAGGAAAAAGUGGAAGAGACACAGAAACCUAGCGUAAAGGAUGCGGAAGCUAAAGCUCAAAAUGCCGAGGCCUUGGAGAAGAAAUCCCUGGAACAAAAGAAACUAGAUGCGCAGAAACAGAAGCAAGCCGAAAAAGAUGCCGAGAAGAAAGCUCAACAAGGCGAAGUUUCCGAAGUUGUUGCCGAAAAGAUAACUCAAGAAAAAGUGGAAGAGACACAGAAACCUGGGGUAAAGGAUGCGGAAGCUGAAGCUCAAAGUGUCAAGCCCUUGGAGAAGAAAUCCAUGGAACAAAAGAAACUAGAUGCGCAGAAACAGAAGCAAGUCGAAAAAGAUGUUGAUAAGAAGACUCAACAAGGCGAAGAAUACGAAGUUGUUGUCGAAAAGAUAACUGAAGUAAAGGUGGAAGAGACAAAGAAAUCUAAAGUUACGGACUCCGAACCUGAGGACCAAACCGCCAAGAAGUUAGAGAAGAAAUCCCUGGAACAAAAGGAACUGGAUGCGCAGAAACAGAAGCAAGCCGAAAAAGAUGCCGAGAAGAAAGCUCAACAAGGCGAAGUUUCCGAAGUUGUUGCCGAAAAGAUAACUCAAGAAAAAGUGGAAGAGACACAGAAACCUGGGGUAAAGGAUGCGGAAGCUGAAGCUCAAAAUGCCAAGGCCUUGGAGAAGAAAUCCCUGGAACAAAAGGAACUGGAUGCGAAGAAACAGAAGCAAGCCGAAAAAGAUGCCGAGAAGAAGUCUCAAAAAGGCGAAGUUUCUGAAGUUGUUGCCGAAAAGAUAAUUGAAGAAAAGGAAAAAAAGACAAAGAAACCUAAAGUUAAGCACUCGGAAGGUGUGGCACAAACCAACAAGGCCUUAGAGAAUAUAUCCCUGGAACAAAAGGAGCUGAAUGCGAAUAAACAGAAGCAAGCUGAAAAAGAUGCCGAGAAGAAGGCUCAACAGAGCGAAGUAUCCGAAGUUGUUGCCGAUCAGAUAACUGAAGAAUGUGUAGAAAAGAAAAAGAAACCUAAAGGUUUAGAGUCGGAGGCUGAGGCUCAAAUAAUAGUAAAACCGGAAAAGAAACCUGAAUCAGAAGACUCGGAAGCUGAAACUCAAUCGGCCAAGGCUGUAGAGAUGAAAACUCGGGAAGAUAAAAAGCUGGACGAAAAGAAACUAGAGAUGUCUAAAAAAGAAGUAGAAAACAAAAGAAUGGAUGAAAAUUCCAGCGAAAAAAUUGACUCUUUGAGUAUUCAAAGUACAUCGUCAAAAUCCUUGGGUAUAGAAUACAAGGACAAAAAGGAGUCACGCAGUGCUAAACGGAAACCAACUGUUGAUAUCCAGCUAACGAAUCGAAAUUCGGCUACGGGCACGGACCUAAAAUUGACGUGCGCUAUUUCUGGACACGAUAUGAACGUACAAUGGUUUAUUCAGAACACUCCCAUUGAAAACAAUGCCAAGUACAGAAAAACAUUGAACGAUGGACUGUCUUGCCUUGAAAUAAAGUCGGCAGAGCUUAAUGAUUCUGGGGUUUAUCGAUGCAUCGCCACUAAUAGAAAUGGAGAAGUCGAAACGAGCUGUCUUGUGACUAUAUACGAAGCACCUUCAAGUAAAUUUGGCACACCACCAAUAUUUACACGCAACAUUCGAGAGUACUAUCAUUUGCGUGACGACGAACUCACCAUUGAGUGCCAUGUUCAUGGUGUACCCCGACCUGUCAUAACAUGGUGGCGCGGUGCUUUCCAGGUGAAGCCCAGCUACAAAUUUACCAUGUUGGAAGAGGCGCACGGUGUCUGUAAACUGCUUAUUUAUAAGCCGGGCAAUAAGGAUGGUGGAAUAUACACACUGAAGGCCUUUAAUUCAAGUGGUGAAGCCCAGAUCAAUCAUACUGUCGAAGUCGCCAAAAAUCUGCACUACCAUGUUCCUGGCAUCUUCCAUGCGCGCGACAGAAUCCAACUGGACAGCUUGAAGCAGGCCAAGAAGGCUAUGGACGCAGCGCUUAAAUCGAAGGCCGAGUCGGAUCAAAAGCGGGCAGACGCAGAGGCUGAACAGCAGCGAUUACGCCCUGCCCCCAAAGAACCAGAAGUUUUGGUACCAGCUAAACAAAAGCUAUCUUUUGCCACUCAAUUGCGUGAUCGUAUGGCGCUUGAGGGUUCCACUAUUAAGUUUGUGGCCACGGUCAUUGGACCAGAGCCCAAUACUCGCUGGAUGAAGGAUGACAAAUGGGUCGUAGUUGGUGGAAAUAUUAAAAAUCUUUCCGAAGAGGGCAAAGCCAUUCUCGAGAUCAGCAAUGUCACCUCUGCCGACUCGGGCGUAUACAAGUGUGUAGCCAAAAAUGAUCUCAGCGAAAUCGAAACGUCUUGCUACUUCAAGGUGUAUGCGGCACAGGCCGAUGGCGAUGAAUCCGAGCCCAUAUUCGCCCUACCCCUGCGAGAUGUGUAUCAUGCAUCGCAGAACGAUUUAAUUCUCGACACGAAGGUGCGAGGCAAUCCCCGUCCCGCAAUCUCGUGGACUAAAGAUCAGAUACCCGUGGUGCUUGACGAUCGCAUCGUACAAAUCGAGCAUUUGGACGGCAUCUGUGAGCUGAUCAUAAACAAACCAACGACGAAUGACAAUGGCAUCUAUGUUUGCACGGCAAAGAACAAAUUGGGCAGUCAGUCGACCACUCACACCGUUGUUGUCGACACCACACACAACUCGCGCCGUUCGAGUGUACUCUCUGCAAUGCAGGAAGGUGAAUCUGCCGAUGGCCAGGCCAAGGCCAAGGCCAAGAAGAAGAAGAGUGUUCAAGAAGAACCAGCGGGCGGAGAGGGUGGUUAUGAGCGUCGCAGCCGGAUGCCAGAUCCCAGCCCCAAGCAAAUGCUUUAUUUCACAGUCAAUUUGUCUAAUCGCUAUGUGGCCGAGGGAUCCAAGGUCAAGUUACAGGCGGUUAUUGGAGGUCCCGAACCCACAAUUAAAUGGCAAAAAGAUGACCAGAAUGUUCAGUACGGACCUCGUAUCCGCAACAUGAAUCGUGACAGUUUGGCGGUUUUGGAGUUUGUUAAUGCUCAAGCCGAGGAUUCGGGCACCUAUACUAUCAUUGCGCAGAAUGAAUUCUGUAAGAUAACUACCUCAGCAUUGCUGCAUGUCUACCAGCCAAAGGUCGAUACGGAUGUGCAACCAGUCUUCAUUCGCUCUCUAAAAGAGACCUAUCAUCUCAACAGUAAUGAAUUGAUUUUGGAGACCGCUGUGCGCGGUCAACCUACACCAGAGGUGCAGUGGUUUAAGGACAGCGUUGAAAUCCAAAGCGGUGGUCGCUAUCAGAUUCUUGAACACCAAGAUGGAACCUGUGAGCUACUCAUCGAUCGCCCAGACAAUAAGGACUCUGGCAAAUAUGUAGUCAAGGCCGAGAGUCGUGCUGGAAAAAUGGAGAUUUCUCACUAUGUGCUCUUCGAGGGUAAGGCGCAUCACAUUGCGGAUAACAUUCACGGAGUUUUCCAUGCCGACAAAAGUCUAAUGCGUCCCAAAGAAGUGGAAAAGCCCGUUGAAAAGAAACCAGCACCAGUCGAACCAGCUGCUGCCGAAAGCGAAGGUGAAGGAAGCAAAGGUCGAGGCCGCAAGAAGAAUGAAGAAGAUGAAAGUGCUUCGGCCUAUGCAUCGGACUACGCCUCAGAUACGGCUAGUUUGUCGAGCAAGCGGCGCGAAAAGAACAUUGUUAUUCAUUUCAGUACUUCAAUGAGGGAUCGUGUUGUAGCCGAGGGUUCCAAAGUGAAGAUAUCAUGCUUCCUUGAUGCAAAGGAACCUCAAGUAAAAUGGUUCAAAGAUGGUGAACAAAUCCAAAAUUCUCCGAAGCUUCGCGGACGUUACAGCGAAGGCCUUUGUCUCUUAGAAAUCACAAGCGCCACCGUAGAAGACAAUGGCGAGUACAAGUGCUGGGGUCGUGACGAGACCGGAGAAGCUUCCACUUCGUGUAGAUUGGAGGUCUAUGAAAGCCCCGGAACAGGCGAUGUUCCUCCAACAUUUACGCGCAAUAUUAAGGACACUUUGCACGGCAAGAUCAACGAACUCCAGUUGGAUGUACAUGUUCGUGGAUUGCCAACACCAUCGAUCACAUGGGUUAAGGAUGGUGUCAAGAUUGAGAAUAGUGAUAAAUACCAACAGGUUGAUCACGAAGACGGCACAAGUGAGCUGUUCAUUAGUCAUCCGAAGCAGUCGGAUAGCGGAAAAUAUGUUUGUCAAGCUGAAAAUCGUGAGGGAAAGACGGAAAUUGUGCAUAUGGUGACUGUGGAACCUCGUGUACGGGCACCACGAUUGUCGCCACCAAGAGAGGGCAGACCACCUCGUCCAGGAGGAGCAGCUGAAGAAGAUGAAGCAGCUGCAGGCGAAGAAGGUGCAGAAGGCGAAGCAGGUGAGGGCGGCGAGAAGAAGCGCAGGAAACCAAAGCCCGACGAAGAAGAGCAGACGAGCUCGAGGAGAGAAGUGCCAGCACCACCAGAUCUAAGGAAACGUUUGUACUUCAGGAAUUUCUUAUCUAACCGGACUGUACUCUCGGGAAGCAAUGUAAAGUGGAUGGUCAACAUUGACGGGCCGGAGCCAACUGCCAAAUGGUUCCAUGGCGAUCAACCAAUUGCUUUCGGACCCAAGAGCAAAAUGUCUAUGCAAGAUGGCAUUGCCUGGUUGAACUUGGUUGGAGUCACUGAAGAAGAUGCCGGAGAAUAUACGUUGAGAGUAAGAGGAUCCGAAAACGAAAUAGUGAGCACUUGCAACCUCUUUGUUUACAGCACGGGUAAAGCUGAGGUUAUUCCGCCCACUUUUGUUGUGGGUAUUAAAGACACAUAUUCUCUUAAUGAGAAUGAGUUAGUUCUGGAUUGCCGCGUACGUGGCCAGCCACGUCCCGAAAUUCAAUGGAUGAAGGGCAAUGAAUAUAUCGAGCCCGAGGGCCGAUAUCAGCAAGUGGAUCAGGCCGAUGGCUACUCUAAAUUGAUCAUACGUAAUCCCACUGAAAAGGAUUCUGGCAUCUAUUCGUGUGUGGCACGCAACGAAGGAGCCGAAAAUAAGAUGCCCCAUCACGUGGACUUCAAGGGACGUGAACAUUACACAUUGGAGAAGACGCACGGUUUCUUCCAUCGCGAUCCCAACAAGCCGCACUUCCUAACACCAUUGGGCAAUCAGACGGUUUGCAACGGCGGCACAGUUGCCAUUUCCGCCGAAUUCAUGCAGACAAGCACGCCCAUUGAGGUCAAAUGGUAUCGCGAUCGCCGUGCUGUCGAGGGACCCAAUGUCAAAUCUCUAGCCGAUCGUGGCGUUUACACGCUAACCAUUAUGAAUGCCUCACCUGAAUGGGAGGGCACAUACACGUGCCGUGCAUCCAAUGCAUAUGGACGCAUUGAAUCUCAUGCUAAUGUUGAUGUUACCAUUGCCGAUACCAAAGACGAACGUCCACCGUUAUUCCUGUCUAGGCCAGAUACUGAAAUGAAGAUUGCUGUCGGUGAUCCGUUCUCCAUAUCUUUCCGCAUUGCAGGCGAUCCGAAACCGAAGCUCACCUUUAUGAAAGGCACUAAGGACAUUACCCAAUCGGAUAAGGUCAGCAAAGAGGUAUCCGAUGAUUACACCAGAUUCACAGUGCAGCAAGCUCAAAUCUCUGAUUCGGGCACCUACUUUGUUGUUGCUCGCAACAACAACGGCACGGACAGGAUAUUCGUGACUGUAACGGUAAACCCGCGCACACGAUCCGAAACGCCAACCCAACCACGAUGGGGUCUACCCUUGGACAGUUACAGUGAUACAACCUAUUUCCGAGACCCACCAGGUUGCAUAUCGACUGAACCGUUGGUUGUCGAUUCCGGACCCACACACAUCUCUCUGUCGUGGGGCAAGCCGGUGAGUGGCAAUUCGGCUCCAGUUAUAGCCUACAAGGUGGAAUCCUGGAUCCUUGGUCAUGAGGGUGGCGCCUAUUGGCGUGAAUUGGGUCUAAGUCCGAUUAACUCUUUCGAUGCUUUCAAUUUGAAACCAAAUUUGGAAUACCAUUUCCGUGUAACGCCCAAGAAUCGCUAUGGCUGGGGUCCAGCGGUGCAAACAAGUUCCCCUCUGCAGGUGGGCGGCGUCGAAUGUCUACCAGAGUUUGUGAAAAUUCUACCUGGUCAGGUGAAAGCAUUGCUCGGCUCUUCGUUCACCCUGCAAUGUAAUAUGCGUGGCGCUCCAAGACCACAAGUCACUUGGUAUAAGGAUGGCAUUCAGUUGAGCAGCAGCUCAGAGCGGGUCAAAAUACGACAAAUUGGUUCCACCUGCGCUUUGACCAUAACGACAGUAAGCGAAUUGGAUUCGGGUCGCUAUACCUGUGAGGCUACAAAUGCCAAGGGGCGUGUCUCUACAUUUGCACGUCUACAAGUUGUCUCCGAUCCACGUUUAUACGAGGCUGACUCACGCUUGAAAGAAAUCGCCCAUGGACGCAAUGCGGCAGAUGUGGGUGACUCUUUGCCCAUUUUCACCAUGCGUUUGAGGGAUCGCCGUGUGCAAGUGACUUACCCAGUGCGUCUUACAUGCCAAAUAGUCGGCUAUCCACAGCCAGAAAUAUUGUGGUAUAAGGAUCAGCAAAUCAUCAACAGCGAUAGAAGACAUCUAAUCUCAUCGGAUGGUCAGUUCUUCACCUUGGAAAUUGCAGCCACAACGCUCGAUGAUAGCGGCAAUUAUACUUGCUUGGCCAAAAAUGAACUGGGCUCUGUAUCCUGCCACUCCACUUUGGUUGUGGACAAGGGCAUACGUGCCUAUAUCUCACCCGAUUUCUAUGUGCCCCUCGAUCCUAUCUAUAUGUUCCGCGAGGGUUCGGAAAUACGUCUAUCGACCAAAGUUGAGGCCUAUCCAUCUGUUGGUGUCACCUGGCAUCGUAAUGGCAUGCGUUUACGUCCAAGUCGCCGUCUCACUGCCACCCUGGAUUCCAAUGGAUUUGUGGAACUAAUUAUUGCUGAUGCAACAAUACGAGAUGCUGGCAUUUAUGUUUGUGUUGCCUCCAAUGUGGUGGGCAAAGUGGAGACCAUUUGCCGUGUGGCCAUUGAAGAGAAUGAAGGGUCACCACCAAGAGCAUUGGAAAUACCCACCAUUAAGACCAACGAUAUGCCUUAUUCCAAGGAGCCGCUCUUUGUGGUCAAACCACGUUCAAGUGAGGCCUAUGAGGGUGAUAAUGUCAUCAUAUUCUGUGAAGUUGUUGGCGAUCCCAAGCCCGAAGUGGUUUGGCUGCGCGAUUUUCUCAAUCCGGAAUACUAUAAAGACGCUCCACAUUUUCGACGCAUUGGCGAGGGACCUGAAUAUCGUUUAGAGAUUCCAAGUGCCAAAUUAGAUUUCACCGGAACAUAUUCAAUUAUAGCCAACAAUUGUCAUGGCGAGGCCAAGGCUGUAAUAUCUUUACAAAUAUUUGCCAAAGAUAUACUUACAAAUAGACGGAUGGACAAGGUCCACACGAGACAUGGAAAUAUUGAAACUCUUCCACGUUUCAUCCGUAACCUGAGAAAUUUGCGUUGCUGCGAUGGCGAUGCAAUUUCCCUGGAGUGCCAUGUGGAGGCUAUGCCCGAACCAUUCAUCAUUUGGGAAAAGGACGGUCGUGUUGUGCCCAGCGACAACAAGGAUUAUGUAAUGUCUUUUGAUGGCGUAAAGGCGACUUUGAGUAUACCUCGAGUAUACCCAGAGGAUGAGGGCGAAUACACAUGCGUGGCCAAGAACUCAGUUGGACGAUCUCUUUCAUCGGCCUGCAUUAUUGUCGAUGUGCCGGAGGAAAAAGAGAAUAUGCUCAGUCGACAAUUGGCGCGUCCCAGUGGUCUGCUUUCCGCCCACUCCACGCCCCGUUCGACGCCCCGUUCAACACCAAACCGCAGUUUCUCUCCUAUGCGUUUGUCCUAUAGGCACAGCAGCAUCGACUUAAGCGGCGGAUUGGUGGAACGACGACGUAGCGAUGGACGCCAUGCCAUCACAGCUCCAAAAUUCCUGGCCAUUCCUUACAAUCGGGUUGUCGAGGAGGGCGAGAGCGUACGCUUCCAGUGUGCUAUAGCUGGUCAUCCCACGCCCUGGGCUACCUGGGAUAAAGACGGCUUGAUAGUCACGCCCACUGGCCGCAUAGCUGUUAAGGAAGUGGAUGAUCUUCGCUUCAUUGAAAUCGAUGAAGUCGGCUUUGAAGAUGCUGGUCUCUAUCGGAUCACCUUGGAAAAUGAUUUCGGACGCAUAGAGGCCACCGCUCGAUUGGAUGUCAUACGCAGCUCCCGCUACUCCAAAUCCCCAUCUGUGCGAAGUGUCAGAGCAUCCUCGUCCCGAAGAAAUGCCUAUCUACAUAGGCGUAUAAUGGGUCCCUCGACAGCCAUUGGUGGACGCAUGGCUCUGGCCACAGGUUAUCGUGGUUCAUCUGUUCCCUCCGUAAGAUUCUAUCACAACAAUGAGGAACUGGAGCCCUCCGACCGGGUGCACAUUGUUGUCGAGCAAAAUGAGGCGUUCCUCAUUGUCGAUAAUGUCACCCACGACGAUGAGGGCAUUUACACAUGCAUCAUAAGUGGCCCCGAUCAUGAUCCUUUGAUUACAUCUACGAGCAUCAAGUUUUACGGGUCGGACAUUGAUAUUGUCAGACUGCCAGCCAGCAUAGUGGAACCUCUGCCCGAAAUAACCAGAGCUGUGGAGGGUGAGAUCAUUGAUCUGUGCUGUGAAAUAGACUGCAGCGAGCCAUACUAUUAUGUGUGGAGGCGCAACGGAGAGAUCAUUCCCGAUGGCGCAGAGUUCAAUUACAUCGAUCAUGGCAAUGGUUUACUGGCCCUGCGUAUCAACGAUGCCUUCGAUAUUGAUUCGGGGUGCUACACCUGUCAGGUGUUUAGCCAGUCCGCCUCAGAUGGCAGUGACGUCGACUGCGAAUGCGACUGCACAAGCAGCGGCGAACUCUGUGUGCUGGAACGCGAUCUGACUGACAGCGAUGCCGAAGAGAGCAUACAAUUGCUCAAGUCUCCUCUCCCAGUGGUCUGCGGAGCGGGCGGGGAGGCCGUCUACUAUGCCCGCGUCUAUCCCUGCCAAGCGGAAGCCGAAUGGUUUCUCAAUGGAAAACUCAUCGAAGAUGACUCACUUAACAUGACGUUGGAGUCGUAUCCAGAGAACGGCAUUCGGUUGCUGCGCAUGCGGAACUUGCAACUGCCUCAAAGCGGUGAGGUACGCCUGCAGGUGAAACAUCCACAGCGUGGCGAAGGGAUUGGAGGAAGACGUACACCUACAUCACGCACUUAUACAAGUUUGUUGGUAUUGCCCAUCAAUAACAACAACAACAACAACAACAACAAUUGCGCCUCCCUACCCACCAACAGAAGCUGCAUUUUAACGUGCCCCGAAGAUUGCACCGCCCUGAUAGGUGGCAAUGUGCGACUAAGCGUACGUUUCGAGCCAUACCCAGGCCAAACCAAGGUCGUUUGGUAUAAGGCGUCCCAUGCCAUUGUGGAGAGCCCGCAUGUUACCAUACGAACAACCACGCAGCAAUCCACGCUUUAUAUCACGGACAUCACGGCGGAUGAUAGCGGCAAAUAUACAGUGGAAAUAAUGAAUGAUUUCGGUGUGGAAGCAGCAGCCGCUUCAGUUGCUGUCGAAGGUCCUCCAGAGCCGCCAAGUGGUCAGCCGAGUGUCUCCCUGGGACCGGAUCGUGUGGCAGUGGCCUGGUGUGGUCCACCCUAUGAUGGCGGAUGCAUGAUCACGGGCUUUAACAUUGAGAUGCAGGAGAACUGUGAUAACAUGGAAAAUGCCAUGGCAUCAUCGACGUGGCAACAAGUGGCCAGUGUUGUGGACUCUCUGGCCUAUACGGUUAAGAAUCUUCAACCCCAUUUGCAAUACAGAUUCCGCGUUAGAGCCGAGAAUAUCCAUGGCUUGAGUCCACCCAGUCAGCCAAGCGAAUGGGUUCAGAUCACAGGUAUUAGUUGGAGAGAACGCGAUUCGACACCUGAUCGGGCCGUCCCAUGUGUACAAUCCGGCGGAGAUUUCAAAUCACGUUUCGAAAUCAUUGAAGAAUUGGGCAAAGGACGUUUCGGUGUUGUCUACAAGGUGCAGGAACGCAAUCAACCCGAGCAACUUUUAGCCGCCAAAGUGAUCAAAUGCAUUAAAGCGAGAGAUCGUCAAAAGGUUCUCGAUGAGAUUUCCAUAAUGCGUUCCCUGCAGCAUCCAAAAUUACUUCAGCUGGCUGCGUCCUUUGAGAGUCAACGGGAAAUUGUCAUGGUAAUGGAAUACAUAACUGGAGGCGAACUCUUCGAGCGCGUUGUGGCCGAUGAUUUUACCUUAACCGAAAUGGAUUGCAUUUUGUUUUUGCGUCAAGUGUGCGAAGGUGUUGCCUAUAUGCAUAGCCAGAGUGUAGUCCAUUUGGAUCUCAAGCCCGAGAAUAUAAUGUGCCACACACGGACAAGUCAUCAAAUUAAAAUCAUUGACUUUGGUCUGGCCCAACGACUGGACACAAAGGCACCGACACGAGUACUUUUCGGUACACCUGAAUUUAUACCCCCCGAGAUAAUUGGCUAUGAGCCCAUCGAUUUCCAAUCCGAUAUGUGGAGCGUAGGCGUCAUCUGUUACGUACUACUCUCGGGGCUUUCGCCUUUCAUGGGCGACUCUGAUGUGGAAACCUUUUCGAAUAUCACUCGAGCGGAUUAUGACUACGAUGAUGAGGCCUUUGAUUGCGUUUCGCAGGAGGCCAAAGAUUUCAUAUCCCAGUUGUUGGUUCAUCGCAAGGAGGAUCGUCUGACGGCUCGAGAAUGUCUAGAAUCCAAAUGGUUAAAGCAGCGACAUGAUGACAAUACCAUGAGUAAUAACAAAAUCUGCACCGACAAGCUAAAGAAGUUUAUCAUACGACGCAAGUGGCAGAAAACCGGCAAUGCUAUACGUGCAUUGGGUCGCAUGGCCACGCUAUCCGCUUCGAGAAGGAAUUCCGCCAUUGCUAUGGGAGCCUUGAAUAGUCCCCGACCGUCGAUAUCCAUUUCCGGUUUGGGUAUGCUAAAUGUGACAGCUGUCAGCGGCAGCGCCAGCUCGCAAAUGGCUUCCCUCCAUGAGGAGGAAGAUGAUUUCAGUGUGGAGAUGCCAACGCACCUGGAGAAGCGUCACACCGCCUUGCGUUUGCGGGAUAAAUCCCAAUGCAGCGAACGCAGUGACUCUGGAUACAGUGAGUGCUCCAAUUGCAGUCUGGGCACACAGGAAACAUUACUUCUCUCAUUGGCCAAAACGAAACUCGAGCAGAUUGCCAAGGCCAGCUGCAGUCUGGGAGAGAGUGAAAGUGAGGCGGCAUCCACACUCGAAUUGCCCACCAAGGGUGAGGCCAUAAUGCGUUCCGAUUUCACCAAUACCAUUAAAAUGCGUAAAAAAUCUCUAGAGGAUAGCUGCACGCGAGAGAAACCGAAACCCCAACCCAAACCGAUGAGUGAAUGUAAGCUGAAGGUAUCCCAAUUGAAGGAUAAAUUUCAAUCGCCCACUCCAGAUGCAGUAGCUCCACUUACCACAGCUGCUGCUGCUGCUGCUGCUCCCGCUGCUAACCAAUUAAAGCUUAAGCACAAUGAGCCCCAUAAAAUCGCCAAAGUAGCGAGCGUGGGUCAUCUGCAGCCAAGUAAUCCAAACAAACCAUUAACUAAAUCUGAGAAUUUGUAUUCAAACUAUUUUCCCUUCCAUUUUAUAGAAGCCACUGUCAGUGGCAAACAAACCCGCUCUAUGCCCGGCUCUCCAUUGCCCCAGCGCAGUGCAACGCCAACGCGGCUGAUGAGCCAACGUGUCCUGGAGACAACCCAGAGACUUGCCCAGCAGCAUACGCUGGCCAGCUCGCAGCGUCUCAGUGGGAAGCAAACGAAUCCAGCGCAUGGUGAUGGCAAUGUCCAUGAGUCACGUGCACGAAGACUCAUCAAUAGAUUCAACGAAACGAAGCAUAUCACGUCCUAGACUUAACUUUAUUUUAUUUUAUAAAACAAAUAUGAAAACCCCACUUAACGAUGAAAAAACACUCGAAUAUGCACACCCACACAAUAGAUUGAUCAGAUGCACCCGAGGCAGCGAUACCCCGGUCUUGGGCACUUAGGGACUAAGGAUACUUAAAUUAUUAUUGCAUCAAUUGAUAUACACAUACAUAUUAUAUUUACUAUAUAUUUUACCAUACUAAUUAAAGUUAAUGUGUAACGAAUUUCUCCCCUCCCCGCCUAAAAAACAAAAAAUAAUUAGAAUAUUUCCAUAUCA
Messenger RNA from Drosophila willistoni, 27063 nucleotides. RefSeq names its product myosin light chain kinase, smooth muscle (gene Strn-Mlck). Gene Ontology annotation, cellular component: nucleus. The transcript is spliced from 25 exons. Gene Ontology annotation, molecular function: ATP binding; protein serine/threonine kinase activity; protein binding. NCBI's taxonomy places the organism in Eukaryota, Metazoa, Arthropoda, Insecta, Diptera, Drosophilidae. The record is from RefSeq and is a predicted model, not a curated record. Gene Ontology annotation, biological process: positive regulation of apoptotic process; intracellular signal transduction; protein phosphorylation. Bases 16 to 26772 code for a protein of 8918 amino acids.